Messenger RNA from Lucilia sericata (common green bottle fly), 2384 nucleotides. Its product is annotated as hepatocyte growth factor-regulated tyrosine kinase substrate-like. Gene Ontology annotation, molecular function: metal ion binding; ubiquitin binding; phosphatidylinositol binding. The record is from RefSeq and is a predicted model, not a curated record. NCBI's taxonomy places the organism in Eukaryota, Metazoa, Arthropoda, Insecta, Diptera, Calliphoridae.
UUUUUCUUCGGUCGCAUACAAAUACAAAAAAAAACGAGAAAAGUUGCAGUGCAAAAGUGAAAAAAAAGUUAUUAAACAAUUAAAAAUUAACUAGAAUUCUCGAAAAAUAAUAAAAAACUAAAAAAUAAUACUAUUAUAAGUGUAAAAGAACUGAAAAAAAGCCAUUAAAGAUGUUUCGCACAGCUUUUGAUAAAAAUUUGGAUACUGCCACCAGCCACUUGCAACUGGAGCCAGAAUGGCCUGCUAUAAUGUUGAUAUGCGAUGCGAUCAAUCAAAAGGAUACCACUCCAAAGGCCGCCUUUGCUGCCAUAAAAAAGAAAAUGAAUUCCACAAAUCCCCAUACGGCUUACUACGCUCUAUUGGUUUUGGAAAGUGUUGUUAAGAAUUGUGGUGCUCCUAUGCAUGAUGAAGUUUUCACCAAGGAAAAUUGUACCAUGUUUAGUCAAUAUUUAGAAUCGACUACUCAUGAAAAUGUGCGUGGUAAAAUGCUGGAAUUGGUCCAAACCUGGUCUUAUGCAUUUCGUAAUACGGAUAAAUAUCAGGCCAUAAAGGAUACUAUGACUAUUUUAAAAACUAAAGGUCAUCAAUUUCCCGAACUAAAAGAAGCCGAUGCCAUGUUUACCAUGGACACUGCACCCAAUUGGACGGAUGGUAAAAAAUGUCAUCGUUGUCGUGAUGAUUUUUCAUUUACUAAUCGCAAACAUCAUUGCCGCAAUUGUGGUCAAGUGUUUUGUGGUCAAUGCACUAGUAAACAGUGUCCUUUACCUAAAUUUGGUAUUGAAAAAGAGGUACGUGUAUGUGAUGGCUGUUUUGCUCAAUUGCAACGUCCCGCUACUGUUAAAGCAACCACUGCACGCACUGCUACUGAGAGUGAUUUGCCAGCGGAGUAUUUAAAUAGUUCAUUGGCCCAGCAAGUGCAGACACCUCCCCGUAAAACGGAGCAAGAAUUGAAAGAGGAAGAAGAACUACAAUUGGCUUUGGCAUUGAGUCAGUCCGAAGCAGAAAGUAAAAAACAGCAGCAGCAACAACAAUCUUUAACAGCCACUGCUUAUCGCUUGCAACAACGUACACCCAGUCCCGAGGCACCACCAGUACCUAAGGAAACCCAAGCAGAAGAAACCAAUCAUUUGGCAAAAUAUUUAAAUCGUUCGUAUUGGGAACAGCGCAAAGUUAGUGAUUCACCCAUGGCUAGUCCAUCGGCUCCUAGUCCCAUGCCACCAACACCACAACCCCAGCAGCAGCAAAUGACUUUAACAGCUAAUGAUUUUCGUCCCACAACGGAUGAACAGAAAAUUGAUGAAUUUGCUGCCAAUAUGAGGACGCAAGUAGAGAUUGUUAAUCGCAUGAAAUCGAAUUCGAGUCGUGGACGUAGUAUCUCUAAUGAUAGUUCAGUACAGACUCUCUUCAUGACCCUUACAGGUCUUCACUCCCAGCAGUUGUCUUAUAUAAAAGAAUUGGAUGACAAACGCAUGUGGUAUGAACAAUUGCAAGAUAAAUUAGUGCAAAUUAAAGAUUCUCGUGCCGCCCUGGAUGAUUUACGCAACGAACAUGCCGAUAAAUUAAGACGCAUGGCCGAGGAACAGGAACGCCAGCGUCAAAUACAAAUGGCCCAAAAAUUGGAGAUAAUGCGCAAAAAGAAACAGGAAUAUCUACAAUAUCAAAGACAAUUGGCUUUGCAUCGCAUACAAGAGCAGGAACGUGAAAUGCAAAUGCGCCAAGAGCAACAAAUGGCUCAAUAUCGCAUGAAUCAAACUGCAUUUAAUUUUAUGCCCAAUAUGGCGGGAAUGCCACCACAAGGUUCAAUUCCACAAAUGCCUGGUGUCUAUAAUCCCUACUCACCUAGUCACACUACAGCUGGGGCUGGAGUAGUUGGUAUGCCCGGCCUCUUAUCCUACUCAAAGCAGAGCUCCACAAAAUGGCCAGAUCAACAGCCAGUAACUGGCUAUCACCACAUCAACAGCCACACCACAACACAACAGCAGCAGGCCACCACAAGCAACAAAAUGGCACCACCACCCAGCAGGCAAUCAACAACACCACUUAGCCCCUGUAAUGUUGCAACAACAGUUAUGCACGGAUCAAUCUCCCCUACCCAAUAUAGGCAGUCCCCGCUAACCAGGAAUGUAGCCAGUAGUACCCUCAGCAUCAGCCACAAACAACAGGCACCAACAGCAAGAAUGUUGCUCCCACAACUAUGGCGCAAGUUCCACCACCCACCGGGCACCACAAACCAAGCAGCUGCUCCCACUAUUCCCACACCACAAGCCUCAUCCCAAAUCCAAGCUGUACAAUCAGCCCCUGCUCCCCCACAAAACGAACCCGAACCUGCUGCUCCACCAGCAGUAGAAGAACCUGCUACCGCUGAAUUAAUAAGUUUCGAUUAA